CACUUGAGUUCGGACUUGGGUGCGAUACUGGACCGACAAUGCUUACUUCAAAACAGAUAGCGUUCUUACUCUGUGUGUUAUGGAGUCUAUUAGCUGCAGUAGUAUCUCGACCAGAUGGCGGAGAGACGCAUCCGUUGCCAGGCCCAGGCUUAUCCUACGGUGGAAUUCCUUACGGCAGCGUAAGCGGGAACGUAGCAGAAUACUUCAGACGCCCAGGGCCAUCUAUCGUGCGACGAGUGAACUUCGCUCCUAACGACAUUGACUACACGCCAAUAGAACAGUGGCUGCGCAGAUAAACAACCUAGUUCGUAGUUUAAUUUAUUGCCGAGAGGUGGCGUUGUAAUUAAUUGUUAUUUUAUUUGUAAGUUUUGAAUGUGAUCAUCAAGCUACUUUGGAACGUUUCUAUUACUAGACACGUCGAGUUGAAUUUAAAUCUUAAAUGUCAAACUUUAUGGGCCUAGCACCUUAUUUACAAUACAAAUAAAAGUGUUAAUUUAACGUCUCAGAGAAAACCUACGAAUAUAACAGAGACCGAAGCGACAUCUUUAAUGAUUUCCUAAAUACUUAUAUUUCUUGUAGUAAAUACUAUUUCUUGUAGUAAACUUUUCCUAAUUCAUCGUGUUUUGUUUACCUUAGGUACUGGCGCUUCUAUUGUAGUAGAUUUCAACAAUUUCAUCUAACAAAUGUCAAAUACAAAUCACAUAUAUCUGUCCUCAAAUCAAACGGCUAAUCACACAAUUAACAUCGAAUAAACGGCAGAAAAACCACAUCAUUCCAAAGAAAUAAAUUGCAAGAGACUUGUCUCUACAUUGUUAGUUUCUUUCCCAUAAAGUACGUACCUAACUAUUGUCUGGAAAUUACUUUUAAUACCAGGUAAAGACACUAGAUGUACCGUUAAAGAAAAACGGAAAACAUUUUAAGGCAAUUAACAGGUUCUUAAAAACAUAACCUGGAGGACCUUGACGGCGUGUUGGGAUAAGGCCUACUAUAGAGAAACUAUUUUCGACGUUAGGGUAUAAUGUAUUUUCACCUCACUAACCUAAC
Hyposmocoma kahamanoa is the source of this 1044-nucleotide messenger RNA. RefSeq lists its product as uncharacterized. Lineage: Eukaryota; Metazoa; Arthropoda; Insecta; Lepidoptera; Cosmopterigidae. Bases 39 to 296 code for a protein of 85 amino acids. The transcript has 3 exons. The record is from RefSeq and is a predicted model, not a curated record.